UUCAACCUCAGCUACAAACGGAUUCCAUUCACCACUCAAUGGCUUGAAUAUCCCUCCAUCGCGCCAACAAUGAAGUCUCUAGGCGCCGAUCCACUCGUCCCUGCCUCUCGGAGCUCAAACGGCGAACCAUUCUACACUCUCCCCGUUAUCUAUGAUCCAAAUCACGACAAAUACGUCACCGAUUCCUUCGCGAUUGCGCAGUACCUCAACAACGUCUACCCCACGCCCGGGCGCGAACUCUUUCCGGAGGGCACAGUGGCGCUGCUGCAUGCGUGGGAGGCCGCUCUCACGGGC
Messenger RNA from Coniophora puteana RWD-64-598 SS2, 294 nucleotides. RefSeq lists its product as uncharacterized. NCBI's taxonomy places the organism in Eukaryota, Fungi, Basidiomycota, Agaricomycetes, Boletales, Coniophoraceae. The transcript has a single exon. The record is from RefSeq and is a predicted model, not a curated record. The annotation marks the transcript as partial.